Molecule: messenger RNA, 1962 nt
Organism: Hipposideros armiger (great roundleaf bat)
Lineage: Eukaryota; Metazoa; Chordata; Mammalia; Chiroptera; Hipposideridae
Product: heat shock cognate 71 kDa protein-like
Molecular function (GO): ATP binding; ATP-dependent protein folding chaperone
Source: RefSeq, a predicted model, not a curated record
AUGUCUAAGGGACCUGUAGUUGUCAUCGAUCUUGGCAUCACCUCUUUUUAUGUGGGUGUCUUCCAGCAUGGAAAUGUGGAAAUAAUUGCCAAUGAUCAGGGAAGCUGAACCACCCCAAGUUAUGUCAUGAUUACUGAUAUCGAACGAUUGAUCAGUGAUACCACAAAUAAUCAACUUGCAAUGAAGCCCACCAACACUGUUUUUGAUGCCAAAUGCCUGAUUGUACAUAGAUUUGAUGAUGCUGUUGUUCAAUCCUCUAUGAAGCAUUGGUUCUUCAUGGUGGUGAAUGAUACUGGCAGGCCCAAGUUCCAAGUAGAAUACAAGGCAGAGACAAAAAGUUUCUAUGCAGAGGAAGUGUCAUCUAUGGUUUUGACAAAGAAGGAAAUUGCAGAAGCCUACCUGAGGAAGACUCUUACCAAUGCUGUCGUCACAGUACCUGCUUACUUCAUUGAUUCUCAGUGUCAGGCUGCCAAAGGUGCUUGAACUGUUGUUAGUCUGCAUGUACUUACAAUAAUAAGUGAGCCAACUGCUGCUGCCAUUGCUUAUGGCAAACUGCUGGCUUAUGGCUUAAACAAAAAGGUUAGAGCUGAAACAAAUGUGCUGAUCUUUGACUUGGGAGGUGGCACUUUUGCUGUGUCAAUUCUCACAACUGAAGAUGGAAUCUUUGAGGUCAAACCUACAGCUGGGGACACCCACUUAAGUGAAGAAGACUUUGACAACCAAAUGGUCAAUCAUUGUAUUGCAGAGUUCAAGCGCAAGCAUAAGAAGGGCGUCUGUGAGAACAAAAGGGCUGUCCUUCACCUCUAUACUGUUUGUGAACAACCUAAGCAUACCCUCUCUCGCAGCACCCAGGCCAGUAUUGAGAUUGAUUUACUCUAUGGAGGAAUCACCUUCUAUCCCUCCAUCACCCGUGUCUGAUUUGAAGAAUUGAAUGCUGACCUUUUCUGUGGCACCCUGGUCCCUGUAGAGAAAGCCCUUCGGGAUGCUGAGCUCAACAAAACCCAGACCUAUGAUAUUGUCCUGGUGGGUGGAUUCUUGGAACUCUGUAUUCCCAAGAUUCAGAAACUCCUACAGGACUUUUUCAAUAGAAAAGAGUUGACUAAGAGCAUCAACCCUGAUGAGGCUGUUGCUUAUGGUGCAGCUGUCCAGGCAGCCAUCCUAUCUGGAAACAAAUUUGAAAAUCUUCAAGAUUUGCUGCUGUUGGAUGUCACUCCCCUUUCCCUUGGCAUUGAAACUGCCGGUGGAGUCAUGACUGUCCUCAUCAAGCGCAACACUACCAUCGCUACCCAGCAGACACAGACCUUCACUACCUACCCUGACCACCAGCCUGGUGCGCUCAUUCAAGUUUAUGAAGGUGAGCGGGCCAUGACCAAGAAUAACAACUUGCUUGGCAAGUUUGUACUCACAGGCAUACUUCCUGCACCUCAUGGUGUUCCUCAGACUGAAGUCACUUUUGAUAUUGAUGCCAAUGACAUUUUCAAUGUCUCUGCUGUGGGUAAGAGUGCAGGAAAAGAGAAAAAGAUUACCAUCACAAAUGACAAAGGUUGUCUGAACAAGGAAGACAUUGAGUACAUGGUCCAGGAGGCUGGGAAAUACAAAGAUGAAGAUGAGGAGCAUAGGGACAAGGCGUCUGCUAAGCAUUCACUUGAAUCCUAUGCAUUCACCAUGAAAGCAACUGUUGAAGAUGAAAAUCUUCAAGGCGAGAUCAAUGAUGAGAACAAACAGAAGAUUCUUGACCAGUGCAAUGAAAUCAUCAACAGGCUUGAUAAGAAUCAGACUGCAGAGAAGGAAGAAUUUGAACAUCAGCCGAGAGAGCUGGAAAAAGUCUGCAACCUCAUGAUUACCAAGCUGUACCAGAGUGCAGGAGGCAGGCCAGGAGGGAUGACUGGGGGCCUCCCUGGUGGUGGAGACCCUCCUGGUGGUGGUGCCUUUUCUGGGAUCACCAUCAAAGAGGUUGAUUAA